CAGAAGAUGCUGAGGGGGUCUCCUUACCCCACAAUGAUGCACUUGUGAUCACAUUGGAGGUGGCAGGGUUCGAUGUGAAGAGGGUGUUCAUCGACAUGGGUAGCUCGGUUGAUAUCAUCUUCUAUGAUUGCUUUGCGCAGAUCAACAAGCACCUAAAUUUGGAGCUGAAGCCGGUGGCAACAGAAUUGUAUGGUUUUAAUGGUGGCGAGGUCAUGCCCAUGGGCGAAGUUAGCCUAACGGUAGCGAUGGGAUCGGGGAACACGAGGAAAGUGUGCAUGGUGAGAUUCAUAGUGGUGGGUGCAGAGUCGUCUUACAAUGUCAUCUUGGGAAGGACCGGGUUGAAUGCUUUCCAAGCAGUUGUGUCUACAUACCACAUGACGAUCAAGUAUCUGGUGGGCGAAAAUGUGGGCGAGGUUGCUGGGGACCAGCUUACGUCGAGAAGCUGCUACCAGACGACAGUCAGCAACAAUAAACAGUUGGCGAAGAAGCAUCCGAUUGGCCUCCUGCAACCACUGCCGAUUCCGAGGUGGAAGUGGGAGGAAGUCACGAUGGACUUCGUUACGGGAUUGCCGAAGUCGUCUGAACAUCACGACGCUAUUUGGGUCGUGGUCGACAGGUUGACUAAGGUCGCGCAUUUCUUACCCGUUUCGAUGAGGAUGUCUUUGGAUAAGUUGGCUGAGAUAUAUACCCGUGGGAUCAUUCGACUCCACGGAGUGCCUGUCACUAUUGUUUCAGAUAGAGAUCCCAGAUUC
Molecule: messenger RNA, 752 nt
Organism: Striga hermonthica
Lineage: Eukaryota; Viridiplantae; Streptophyta; Magnoliopsida; Lamiales; Orobanchaceae
Source: the annotation of a GenBank genome assembly